GCUGCCACACGUCAGACUUUGGACAGCUGUGUUUCGUGACCGCAGAGGUUGAUUAUAAUCCUCCGUGGAAAAUUUCCCGAGUGGGUGGAGGCUGGAACUGAAGCCCAUUCAGAGGCAGGGGCAGAGGCUAAUGUUUUAGCUAAUUUGCACGGAGUUUCCCCCCAUGUUAUUUAAAAUUGUUAUGCCAAAAAAGUGAUGCUUGGAGUAGACGGAAUGACAGGAAGCAUUGCUAAUGCCCUGGCCAGUGCGGCCUGUGAGCGCUGUAAGAGUGGCUUCGCUCCCACUGAGAAGAUUGUCAACAGUAAUGGAGAGCUGUACCAUGAGCAGUGCUUUGUUUGUGCCCAGUGCUUCCAGCAGUUUCCAGAAGGACUUUUCUAUGAGUUCGAAGGCAGGAAAUACUGUGAGCAUGACUUCCAAAUGCUCUUUGCUCCUUGCUGUCACCAGUGUGGGGAGUUCAUCAUUGGCCGUGUCAUUAAAGCCAUGAACAAUAGCUGGCAUCCUGACUGCUUCUGCUGUGACAUAUGCCAGGCUGUGCUCGCAGACGUGGGCUUUGUCAAAAACGCUGGCAGGCACCUGUGCCGCCCAUGCCAUAACCGUGAGAAGGCCCGUGGGCUGGGCAAGUACAUCUGCCAGAAAUGCCAUGCCAUCAUUGAUGAGCAGCCUCUGAUCUUUAAGAAUGAUCCAUAUCACCCAGAUCACUUCAACUGCAACAACUGUGGGAAGGAGUUGGCAGCUGAUGCCAGGGAACUGAAGGGCGAACUCUUCUGUUUGCCUUGCCAUGACAAGAUGGGUGUGCCAAUCUGCGGUGCCUGUAGAAGACCCAUUGAAGGGCGUGUUGUCAAUGCCAUGGGCAAGCAAUGGCAUGUGGAGCAUUUUGUUUGUGCCAAGUGCGAGAAGCCUUUCCUGGGUCAUCGCCAUUAUGAGAGGAAGGGAUUGGCUUACUGUGAGACUCAUUACAACCAACUUUUUGGCGACGUGUGCUACCACUGUAACCGCGUGAUUGAAGGCGACGUGGUGUCAGCACUCAACAAGGCCUGGUGUGUCGUUUGUUUCUCCUGCUCCACAUGUCACACAAAACUCACCCUCAAAGAUAAAUUUGUUGAAAUUGACCUGAGGCCAGUUUGUAAGCGCUGCUAUGAGCACAUGCCUGAGGAGCUGAAACGUCGCCUGGCCCGACGCGAGCGUGAUGCCAGAGGAUACAAGAAUAAACCCACUGUUUGUCUGUAGAGUUGUUCUUCUUUUCAACUCGCCUCUCUGUUGGAACAAAUUUGUUGAAUUUGACAUGAAGCCUGUUUGUAAAAAAUGUUAUGAAAAGUUUCCUCUGGAGCUGAAGAAAAGGCUUAAGAAGCUGGCUGAAUCUGUUGGACACAAGUAAACAU
Messenger RNA from Thalassophryne amazonica, 1379 nucleotides. Its product is annotated as LIM and senescent cell antigen-like-containing domain protein 1. NCBI's taxonomy places the organism in Eukaryota, Metazoa, Chordata, Actinopteri, Batrachoidiformes, Batrachoididae. The coding region runs from base 196 to 1227 and encodes 343 amino acids. Gene Ontology annotation, biological process: cell-cell junction organization; positive regulation of substrate adhesion-dependent cell spreading; cell-cell adhesion. The transcript has 11 exons. Gene Ontology annotation, cellular component: cytoplasm; cell-cell junction; focal adhesion. The record is from RefSeq and is a predicted model, not a curated record.